This is a messenger RNA of Gordionus sp. m RMFG-2023, 3123 nucleotides long. RefSeq names its product zinc finger MYM-type protein 1-like. The transcript has 6 exons. NCBI's taxonomy places the organism in Eukaryota, Metazoa, Nematomorpha, Gordioida, Chordodea, Parachordodidae. Bases 150 to 2450 code for a protein of 766 amino acids. The record is from RefSeq and is a predicted model, not a curated record.
UUAUUGAAAAUUCCCCAAUUAUAUCUUUUUUUCAUCCAAUUAUCAAUCCCAAUGCAAGCCAAAAUAUUUCAAACAUUAAAGGCCCAAAUAUUAUUCAAUUAUAUAAAAAAAAGGAGCCUAAUGACCCUUUUCAUUUCAUAUUCUUUAGAAUGACAAAUAUCUUGAUUAAUUUCAUAAUUUCCAUAGGCCCAUGUCAGCCAUGUUCAAAUAUAUUUCAAUAUCCUGUUACUCACAAAAGGAGCAUGAAUAUAUCCUAUUAUAAAAAGGUUAAUAUUGAUGGUUCCCUCAAACCAAGAAAUUGGUUAUCCUAUAGCACCACUUUAGACAAAGUCUUUUGUCUUUAUUGUCUUAUGUUUGGUGGCCCUAAAUCCAAUACUUUUUGGACUCAACUUGGAGUAAAUAAUUGGAAAAAUUUUAAGCGUGACUUAGAGAGACAUGAGUCAUCUUCUAUUCAUAAGGAUUGUGAAUACACCAACAUGACUUGGCUUGCAAAUAAGCGUAUUCAAGAUCAUUUUCUAUCAAAUAGGCUUGAUAUAAUAAUGGAAAAUCGUAAUAUAGUUCAUAAUAUUAUUGAUGCCAUUAUAUACCUUAUAAAAUGUAACAUAGCCUUUUGGGGCACUAAUUCGAAUGAAGGUAAUUUUAUGUGCCUCAUAAAAUUAAUGGCAAAAACGGUUCCAACUUUACGGGCAUACAUUGAUAACAACGAAAAAUUGAGGAGAAAAAAAUCAGAUAAAAUUUCAAGACCUUAUAUAAAUUUAUUGUCAUAUGGCCAUGUGAAAAAAAUUAUUGAAGUCAUUAAGAUAAAAAUAAUAAAAUGUAUUAUUCAAAAAAUUAAAGAGAAUUGUGCCUAUAGCAUCAUAUUAGAUGGAACAUAUGAUGUGUCUAAAAAAGAAUGCAUUGCUUUACUUGUAAGAUAUAUAGAAGAUGAUCCGCAUCCACAUCCUGUAGAAAGGAUCAUCCAUGUUUUUACAACAUCAGAAACCACCGGGGAAAAUAUAAAGAAACAUGUUUUUUCUAAGUUCAAAGAUCUUGGUCUUCCUCUUGAUUAUAUGGUUGGGCAAAGUAUGGAUGGUGCAGGGAAUAUGAGAGGAGUAUACAAAGGAAUGCAGGCUUUAAUAUUGAAAGAGGCUCCAAAAGCCAUAUAUAUUUGGUGCCAUGCACAUAGGCUCAAUUUAGUAGUUGCUCAUGUUUGUGGAUGCAAAAUAGAAAUGAAAAAGGUAAUGGGAAUAUUGGAUGAGUUAUAUAAUUUCAUGAAUGGGGUAAGACGUCAAGGAGUGUUUGUUAAAUAUCAAAUGACAAAGUCUAAAAAAUCUCUUAAAAGAAUAAAAAAUACAACAAGAAAUUGGUCAUCAUCUUAUAAAGCUGUAGAAAUUUUUUUAGAUGUUUAUGAACAUAUUAUAGCAUCAUUAAAUGAAUUAAAAGAUUCUAAUGACCCAAGCACCUCUUCUAUUGCCGAUGGAUUAUUAACAAGAAUUAAGGAUGAAGAUUUCAUAUUAAGUCUAUUUAUUUUGAAAGAAAUAUUGAAAUGCACACAUGAGGCUUGUAUUGAAAUGCAGGCAGUUGGUAAUGAUUUGGCUAUGGUAACUAAAUUAAUACAACACACAAAAAAUAAAUUACAAAGACUAAGAGCUAAUGGGGAUAAUAUUUUUUUAAAAUUGCAUUCCUUAUCUAACAGUUAUUUGAAAAAGAAUAAUGUUACAACGGAAUUGCAUAAUAUAAAAUCAAUAUUCAAAUUUGAUCAAACAGCAUUCAAUAAUUAUGUUAAACAAAAAAAAAACAAAUAUAAAAGGGAAAUAUUUUUCCCUGUGCUUGAUACAAUCAUUAAUGAUUUAAAUGAAAGAUUUAAUUAUGAUUGUUUAAAUUUUUUAUCUCAAAUAUCUCUUUUUACACCAGCUGGAAUUAUAGCCAAUGAUAGAAUAGAAGGGUGGCAAAUAUCUCAAAUUUGUCAUACUUACCAAUUAAAUGCUCAAGAUAUUGCUCGUGAAUAUAAUGAUUUUCGAUCUUUAUAUUUGGAUUCACAAGCAAUCAUUUAUUGCAAGGAUCUUUUGAAAAUAAAAAAGAAUGAUGGGUUAUAUAUUGAUGAAAGUAUUGUAAACGAUGAAACCGAGGAAGAUAUCAAUAACGAUAACAUAAUUAAUACAAAAAAAUGGAUAAAAUAUUCAUUUAUACUACCAUAUCGUCUUUUAAAUAAAUUAAAUUCUUAUUCUAAUUUAUAUUUAUUAUAUAAAUAUUUAUUGACUCUACCAACUACUUCUUGUUCAGCCGAAAGAGUGAUGAGCAAAGUCAAAAUAAAUAAAACUAGAAUGCGGAAUAAAAUUUCUGACCCCUUUUUAGAAAAUUUACUUCUAAUAUCCAGCGAAAUUGAUGUUUUUGAAAGAUUUAAAAUAGACGACAUUAUAACGCGAUUUGCAUCUACGUCUAAAAGAUUAACUAAAUUAUUAAUAAAAUAAGUUAUAUCUUUUUCACAGCUAAUUAUAUACGCCUUUUUAAUAAUGUAAAUUUAAUUUAAUAGUUUUUUAUAUCAUUCUAGUCCGGUGCAUAAUAUAAUACUAUAUUCAUUUUAUUUAAAUAUUUUAUAAUAGUUAUAUUUACAUAAAUGUUUUUAUAAUUCCAGUGCAAAAUAUAUUAUAUUCAUUUUAUUUUAAUAUUUUAUAUAAAACUUAUAUUUACAUAGAUGUUUUUAUAAUUCCAGUGCAACUAUAUUCAUUUUUUUCUCAUAUUUUAUAUAAAAGUUAUAUUUACAUAAAAAAAUUUAUAUUUCCAGUGCAAAAUAUACUCUAUUCAUUUUAUAUUUUAUAUAAUAGUUAUAUUUACAUAAAUGUUUUUAUAAUUCUUGUGCAAAAUAUACUAUAUUCUUUAUUCUAAUAUUUUAUAUAAAAGUUAUAUUUACAUAAAAAUUUUUUUUAUAUAAUAGUUAUAUCUAUAUGAAUGUUUUUAAUUAAUAUAAAGGCAUUAGUAUUUAUAGAAUCAAGCUAUACCUCUUUAAAAUUACUCAUUUUGUUUUUUUUACUUAAUAUAAAGGUAUUAGUAAUUAUAGAAUCAAGCUAUACCUCUUUAAAAUUACUCAUCUUAUAUUUUUUUACUAAAUUUUUGAUAUUUUUUUAUAGUAAUGUAAAUAUGUUA